AAAUACCAAAAUUUGUAGGCAAAAGGCAAAAAACCAUAUUACUUACUGAGGAAUGUAGUCAAAAAUUAAACAAUAUCCAUUUGGAUUUCCAAAAUUUUCUUCUGCAAUUCUCACUUUCUUUCUCUCUCUCUCUCUCUCUCUGAUAUAAAAGAGGCACUGUGUGGAAGCCUCACCCUAAGGGACUCAUAGCUUGGAAAACCCAAAUGAAACUUUUUCUUCAUCUAGGUUAACUUUGGCUCAAAAAGAGAUAAAGCUCAUCUAGCAUGGUGCCACCUUCCAUGUUAUGUAGUGCACUACAUAAAUAAUGCCAUCAUCAAACAGCUGUGAAGAACAGUGAUAAAUUUUCUAGGACCAUUUCCUCAGUGCUGCCUUUCUGAAUUCCCAAACGAGCCCUAAGCUCUGUUUUGAUUGUUUGUUAAUUGGGAAAAAAGAAAGAAAGAAAGAAAAAAGAAUGUUUUGUUGGAUGAGCAUUUGUCAUGGUUUGAAGAAUUUGAAUUUCACUUUUCAUUCUUCGAAUAGCUAAAGCCAACACUUCCAAGUAGCCGUCGCCAUUCUGCUUAUCACCUCAUCUUUGCCCUCUAUUUUCAGCUAUUGGAGACAUAAAUAAAAUCCAGAUCGAUCUUAAGAUAGCCAAAAUACCAAAUCAACGUUUAAUAUCCAUCAACAUAUUAUGAGCCAAAACAAUUGACUAGAACUUCCUAUAUUGAUUCAUAAUGGAGGUUAAAGAGACAGAAAGGAUAGUUAUAGCUAAACCGGUUCCUUCAAGGCCUUCUUGCUCCACUUUUAGGUCCUUUUCCGAGCUCCUAGCUGGUGCUAUUGAUUCCUCACCCUCUAAUGCAUGUUCUGAAGCUGCAGUCAGUGCCAUUAGACCAAAAACUGUGAGGUUCAAGCCAAUGGUGAACCAUCCUCCUAUACUUUCUUCCCAGGCCAAGCUAUCUGGAUCUGCAGCUUGUUGUCCAUCCGAGAAGGUGGAUAAGGGUUUGAAUUCAAAUGGAAAAUCCACUGUGGUCUACAAACCGUUGGCAAAGGUUGUAUCAAAGACAACAUUGUCUCUCUUGGCAAAUCUGGGAAACUCGGACAUUAGUCAUCAACAAGCUCUAGCUCAGGUUGAGGCCCGUGAUGAACCUCUAAACCAAUUUAAGUACCGUUUCAGAUCUGAACUUAACUCGAACCUUCACCAGAAUUUUCCAUCACAAUCAGAAAGAGAGAAGACAAUCGAGUCUUCAAAGAUGGUGUUGGAGACUCUGGAAAAUGAUCAAAAAUCUUUGCCACUCACUAGUAAUGUGGAUCGACCUUCUUACGAUGGAUAUAAUUGGAGGAAAUACGGCCAAAAGCAGGUUAAAGGAAGUGAGUACCCAAGAAGUUACUAUAAGUGCACGCACCCAAAUUGCCCAGUAAAAAAGAAAGUUGAGAGAUCAUUAGAUGGCCAAAUAGCAGAAAUUGUGUACAAGGGGGAGCACAACCAUUCGAAGCCUCAGCCUCCCAAGCGCAACACAUCGGGGGGACAGCAAGGAUUCGUAUCUGAUGGGAGUGCUCAAGAAACAAACAACCCGUCAUGGAAUAACCAACUCAAUGAGAGAAAUGAGGGUUUUGAGGGUAGAAUAGAAAAUCAGAAUGAAGUUGGAUUAGCAGCCCAUAAUACAACUUAUUCUGGCAAAACACCAUUAUCUUAUGAUCCUGUUGGUGCCAGAGCUGUCAAUGCUGGUGUUGGAACUCCGGAGAAUUCUUGCGGUCUUAGUGGGGAUUGUGAGGAGGGAAGCAAGGUGUUGGAGGCAGAGGAUGAUGAACCGAAAAGUAAGAGAAGGAAAAAUGAGAAUGAACGGGGCAUAUCAGGGGAGGUAGUACAAGAGCCACAUGUUCCGGUGCAGGGUUCCACAGAUACUGAGAUUAUAGGUGACGGUUUUCGCUGGAGAAAAUAUGGGCAGAAAGUUGUGAAGGGAAAUCCAUAUCCCAGAAGUUACUAUAGAUGCACGAAUCUCAAGUGCAAUGUCCGCAAGCAUGUUGAAAGAGCAUUGGAUGAUCCAACAGCAUUUCUCACAACAUAUGAGGGAAGACAUAACCAUGGCAUGCCUGUCAAGAACACAAAUUCAGUGGCAUCUGAACCAGAUUCACAGGCUGCAACUUCAAAGGACAAACCAUGACUGGUUCGGUGGAAGAAUGCAAUGCCAACUCAAGAAUUUAUCUGAUGAAGAACACCGGAAAGAGUUCAAGAGCAUCUGAAACAAUGACCAGAGUAUUUUCUCACUCCCACUGCGAUGGUGGGCUCAUCCAGUAUAUCCUAUUUUCUGUAAUUUUUAAGUGAAGGAUUCUUCAUGAAGAUAGUGCUUAUUUUUAUUUAUUUAUUUAUUUUUGUGGAUAAUUAGAAUUGUCUAAUGGGAAAUUUUGUUGCUUUACCACUUGUUGCUUGUUGUUUAGCUUAUGCAUAUCGUUUUCAUCCCUUCUAUUUGUUUCCCAUUCUAUUUAGUAUGCUAGGGAGGUUGGAAAA
This is a messenger RNA of Camellia sinensis, 2485 nucleotides long. NCBI's taxonomy places the organism in Eukaryota, Viridiplantae, Streptophyta, Magnoliopsida, Ericales, Theaceae. The record is from RefSeq and is a predicted model, not a curated record.